Messenger RNA from Schistosoma rodhaini, 1788 nucleotides. The record is from the annotation of a GenBank genome assembly. NCBI's taxonomy places the organism in Eukaryota, Metazoa, Platyhelminthes, Trematoda, Strigeidida, Schistosomatidae.
AUGUCUGAAGAGAUAGUCACUGGUAGUGUGCAUAGUAUUUGCUCUUUGAUCGAUGAAUAUACUGCUUGCCGCGAUGUGAAGAAUGUAGAAGAACAAUUCAUUUUGUUAUACCAGUGCAUACAAGACAGCGACCUACCUUAUGUGGUCCAGUGGGUGUGUAACUGGCUAGGAAAACUUUGUUUGUUAGAUGACAGUAGUGUACUUCCCGUAUUUGAACAGGGACUACUUGAAAUAUCCACUUCAUUUGACUGUGAUCAGUGCGUUCUUCUCCUUCAGGGUUGCCUUAAUACCUAUAGUAACGUGGGAUAUUUUACUCGAAUUCUUAAAGCCAUAUCUGUUUGUGCUAUUAAAAUCGAAUUAAAAUACUUUGGUCGGAUCAAGGGGGUCUUUAAUUCCUGUGAGGAUUCAGUAAAAAACUUUGCUGGCAAUGAUUUAUCCUGUGCGCUAUAUGCAUCUGCUGACUUAUUUAGAAAUAUAUUUUCUCCAACUUCAGUUAGGCUGUUAAAUCCUGCUGAUAAGUGUUUUUUACGACAUCAUAAUUUGUACAUGAUUUCUAUGUUACUGUACACUGAUUCCAAAGACAAAGAUGAGCUCCCUACGCUUUUUAUGAAAAAUCUUUCGAAUGUAUGUGAAGGAUUGUACACGUUUUAUUUAUCAUGUCGUAGACUACUUCUCACAUCACCAGAUACAGUUUUGUACGGAAAAACAGCUGCUUCCGUUAUAGUACCAAGUUGGAUCCAGCUACUCUACUACUUUUUUACUAGUCAUACACAUGAACUGUACAAGUUUUGGCCAUUAGUUUUUACUCAUGAAUACUGGAUCGAUUUAAUCUGUCCUCUUGUACAUUUCUUGCUGGAUGUAUCCAGGAGUAAUUCUCGGUUUAAAAGUUGCAAAGCUGAUUUGAUCGACUUCAGCGAAGAAAAAUUUCACCCUGACAGAUAUUUCAGGUUAAGACAAUUUGCCUUGCAUUUUAUUGGGAGCCUUUUUAGAAAAAACCGUUGUUCUCUUCAACGUGCUUGGUGGGAUCCUCACCGGUUUAAGUUGUUAGAGUAUCUAGAAGUUCUUGCUACCGAACCAGUAUCUAACGAAACUCUCCCAAAUCAUAUAACCCAAGCAAUCAGUUAUAUUGAGCAGAUUGUCUCGUCGUCAACCUACCUCGCUCGAUUCCACAUCUACGCUAAAUUCCUGGAACCCACUCAAGAUAAUGUACAUCAUGGUUGGCGUGGCCACGUUAUCACUCUAUUCAAAAAUCAUUUACACAACCUUGUGCAAAGCAUUAUUGAUUCUAAAGUUCAGUCUGAAGUAAGUGACCCAGAAAACAGUGCUAAUUCGUGUUACUCAGAAGACGUCAAGCGUAUAUUUAAAUACGUAUUCAGGUAUCCAUUACCAUUCAGUUCACAGGAAGAUUUGAUUGAUGAAAGCAGCUGGUUACUAUCUGCCUUGAACUUAGCUUUGUAUGUGUUUAUGAAGUCCAAAUCAUAUCCUUCACCAUUAAUAUCCUAUAUUGUGAAGCUUAUGACCAUUACUUCUGAUGGGAAAAUAAGCUACUUUAGCGAAUUCCUGUGUAAUUUAAAGUCAUGUUUGGAUCAACAUAUUGCUCAGUAUCAAGCACGUAUUUCUGCAUUCCAAACGACCUUGUGCAAUACAGGCGACACUAAAGAAACAAAUCGUUUAAUAUCAGAACUUGGCGUUCAAGAAAGUAUCAUGCUUCGUUUGCGUCUUUUAGAAAUGACUUUCCAUCAAACUCAGACGUUAUAUCUACAAUUCGAAUCUACCAGUUACAUGUAA